AUGCAAUGUGGGACAACAAAUGAGGAAAUUCGCAUUGUUGGGGGACGUCCAACGGGUGUCAAUCAAUUCCCAUGGGUGGCGAGACUCGUGUACAAUGGUCAAUUUCACUGUGGUGCAUCCCUCGUGUCCGAAGACUACGUGGUAACGGCAGCACAUUGCGUGCGACGGCUGCAGCGUUCAAAGAUCCGCGUGAUACUCGGAGAUCAUGAUCAAUUCAUUACCACCGAAACACCAGCUAUAAUGAGGGCUGUCAGUGCAAUAAUACGGCAUCGGAGCUUCGAUGCGAAUACCUACAAUCACGAUAUUGCACUUCUAAGACUGAGAAAGAAGGUGGUUUUUGGGAAAACCAUCAGACCAGUGUGUUUGCCAAAAGAUGCCAGUGAUCCUGCAGGACUGAUCGGGACGGUUAUUGGAUGGGGAAGAACUUCCGAGGGUGGAACACUACCAGGAACUCUUCAGCAAGUUAAAGUACCAAUUCUCACUCUUGCCCAGUGCAGAAAUAUGAAGUACAGAGCAUCGAGGAUCACGCCCAACAUGCUUUGUGCGGGAAAAGGUCCUCCAAGUGGGCAAGGAAUCGGUGGUGAUUCCUGUCAAGGCGACAGCGGAGGACCCCUGUUCGUGUCCAAUGGCAUUAAAAAUGAGAUCGUGGGCAUCGUCUCAUGGGGUGUAGGCUGUGGACGUCCCGGCUACCCUGGCGUGUACACAAGAGUGGCUAAAUAUCUGCCGUGGUUGCGUGCAAAUUUAGACGACACGUGCUUGUGCAAUAAAUAAAGUGAUAAAUCAUCCCGGUGCAAAAA
Molecule: messenger RNA, 797 nt
Organism: Lutzomyia longipalpis
Lineage: Eukaryota; Metazoa; Arthropoda; Insecta; Diptera; Psychodidae
Product: trypsin-1
Exons: 5
Coding region: 1-771 (256 amino acids)
Biological process (GO): proteolysis
Molecular function (GO): serine-type endopeptidase activity
Source: RefSeq, a predicted model, not a curated record